Messenger RNA from Heterocephalus glaber (naked mole-rat), 5684 nucleotides. The record is from RefSeq and is a predicted model, not a curated record. NCBI's taxonomy places the organism in Eukaryota, Metazoa, Chordata, Mammalia, Rodentia, Bathyergidae.
GCGCGGCCGGGAUCCCGGCGGGCGUGAGUGCGCCGCUGCUGCCCAAGGUGGGGUUCCUCGCGCGGGCCGAGCACUGGGCGAGGCGGAGUCGGGUUUCCGAGAGCGGUGCUUCAGGAAGCUGGCAACUCCUAGCCGGGAUCCCGCCGCAGCCGAGCGCCGCCUUUGUUCCCUGCAGGCAGGGCGAGUGCGGCGGCCAGUGCGCAGCGGUCCUCGUCCUCCGCGGAGCCGCCUGGUGUGUCCCGUCCUCCGCGCGCCUCCGAGGGCUCCGCAGACCCGCGCGAUGGCGCCAAGGAGCAACUGGUGCCGGCGGUUGCUGCUGUCCAUUUCUGCGCUCCUGUCCGCUGUCACCCGGACGCGCGUCUCGACAGACUCAGCCUCCCAAGGCCAUCUGGACCUCACACAGCUCAUCGGUGUCCCACUGCCCUCCUCCGUGUCCUUUGUCACAGGCUAUAAUGGCUUCCCAGCUUACAGCUUCGGACCUGGUGCCAACAUAGGUCGCCCAGCCAGGACCCUCAUCCCACCUGCCUUCUUCAGGGACUUUGCCGUCAGUGUCAUGGCCAAGCCCAGCAGCACCCGAGGCGGGGUGCUUUUUGCCGUUACUGACGCCUUCCAGAAGGUCAUUUACCUAGGCCUGCGGCUCUCGGGAGUGCAGGAUGGCCACCAGCGGGUCAUCCUUUACUACACGGAGCCUGGCUCCCACCUGUCCCACGAAGCUGCUGUUUUCUCGGUGCCUGUGAUGACCAACAGGUGGAACCACUUUGCUGUGAUCAUCCAGGGGGAGGAAGUGACCCUGCUCAUGGACUGCGAGGAGCACAGCCAUGUCCUCUUCCAGCGGUCCUCCCAGCCUUUGACUUUCGAGCCCAGCACAGGAAUCUUCGUGGGCAGCGCAGGUGCCACAGGGCUGGACAAAUUCACUGGGUCCAUACAGCAGCUGACCAUCCACGCUGACCCCAGGGUUCCAGAGGAGCUGUGUGAAGCCCAGGAGUUGUCGGCAUCAGGAGAGGGCAGCGGACUUCAGGAGACUGACACUGUCGCUGAGACCUUAGAGGCCAUCACCUACACUCAAGCUCUGCCUAAAGAAGCAAAAGUUGAACCUAUAAACAUACCUCCAAUCUCAUCCUCUCCCCCUCCCCUGGAGGACAUGGAGCUUUCUGGUGAACCUGUACCAGAAGGGACCCCAGAAACCAACUUAAGCAUCAGCCAACACAACAGCCCUGAGCAAGGGUCCGGCGAGAUCCUGAAUGACACGCUGGAGCAGGUUCAUUCUCUGGAUGGAGACGCCAUUUCUGAUGUUGGCUCAGGAGACAGGACCUUCCUUGGUGCCACUGAAGAACAGGGCUCUGCAGCAACAGCAAUAGGGGAGGAUGAGGUGACCAUCACCACAGCCCGGGAGGCAGAGGUCAGCAGCGUGCCCACAGGAGGACCAACCCUGGUCAUGUCCACCCUAAACCCUCGGGAAGGGACCGCCCCAGGUCUGGAGGACGAAGAAGGUUCAGCAGCAGUGGGAGCAGGGGAGGCCGAGGUGCCCGUCAGCACUGCUGGGGAAGUAGAGUCAGGCAGCGUGUCCACUGUGGGGCCCACCCUCACCAUGUCCACCCAGAGCCCCAGGGAAGAGACCACGCUGGGUCCAGGCAAAGAAUGGUUAACCUCAGUUGCAGCUCCCACAGAAGUUCCCCUCAGUACUCCUGGAGAAGAGGAAGCCAGUGGAGCCUCCACAGACAACCUAGCUGUCCUCACACCCACAGUGGCCCCUGCACAUGCCAGCAGGGCCUCCACAGAUGGCCUGGCUGUUCUCACACCCACAGUGGCCCUGAGACAAGUGGUCACCUCUGUACCUGAUGACAAGGAAGACUUGGAGCCCCUGGCCACCGCUGGCAGAGAGGAGACUGGCAGCGCUCCCCCUGAUGGGCUGCCGCUCCCGGUACCCACAGCGGCUCCUGAGGGACGGGUCACUCUGGCUCAACUAGUACAUGGGGAAAUGGAAGGACAGUCUGGACCUGAAGGAGAAAAGGUGGGUACCGAGGCAGUGGGCUCUGGCCUGGGCUGGGCCCUGGACAUCGGCUCUGGCUCCGGGGACCUGGUGGACCAAGAGGAGUUCCUAAGGGGUCUCCCAGGCCCUCCAGGACCACCUGGCUUACCUGGGAUUCCAGGAAAACCAGGAACUGAUGUUCUUAUGGGGCCUCCUGGCUCUCCUGGAGAAGAUGGAGCUGCUGGUGAACCUGGGCUCCCGGGCCCUGAAGGAGAGCCUGGACUUGAUGGAGCUGUGGGGCGUCCUGGGAUGAAAGGGGAGAAGGGAGCAAGAGGGCCUAAUGGCUCAGUUGGUGAAAAGGGCGACCCUGGCAACAGAGGCUUACCAGGGCCCCCAGGGAAAAAUGGACAAGCUGGCACUCCUGGAGUCACGGGACCUCCGGGGCCCCCUGGACCCCCAGGGCCCCCAGGUCCUGGAUGUGCAACAGGACUGGAAUUUGAGGAUACUGAGGGCUCGGGAAAUAUCAGGCUGCUGAAUGAACCCAGAAUCUCCAGGCCAACUGUUUCCAGUGGUCUCAAAGGAGACAAAGGAGACCAGGGACCCAAGGGUGAAAGGGGACUGGAUGGAAUCAGCACUGUGGGACCUCCAGGACCCAGGGGUCCCCCUGGGCGGAUCGAGAUCUUGUCUAGUGGGCCUGAUGGUGUGCCUGGGCUGCCUGGAUUCCCAGGCCCUAGAGGACCAAAAGGUGACACUGGCUUGCCUGGAUUUCCAGGACUCAAAGGAGAACAGGGUGAGAAGGGCGAGCCAGGUGCCAUCCUGACGGGGGAUGUUCCUCUGGAAAGGCUGAAGGGGAAAAAGGGUGAGCCUGGACUGCAUGGAGCCCCUGGACCAAUGGGUCCCAAGGGACCACCAGGACACAAAGGAGAAUUUGGCCUCCCUGGACGACCUGGUCGCCCAGGACUGAAUGGCAUCAAGGGUGCCAAAGGAGAUCGAGGAAUAAUGAUGCAGGGCCCACCUGGCCUACCUGGUCCUCCAGGCCCCCCAGGACCACCUGGAGCUGUGGUUAACAUCAAAGGAGCUGUGUUCCCAGUACCUGUCCGGCCACACUGCAAAAUGCCACUUGGUACCACACAACCUGGGGAUCCAGAGCUCAUCACCUUCCACGGAGUUAAAGGAGAGAAAGGAUCCUGGGGUCUUCCUGGCUCAAAAGGAGAAAAAGGCGACCAAGGAGCCCAGGGACCACCAGGUCCUCCUGUUGAUCCAGCUUACCUGAGACAUUUCCUGAACAGCUUGAAGGGGGAGAAUGGAGACAGGGGAUUCAAAGGAGAAAAAGGAGAUUCUAAUGGCAACUUCUUUGUGGCUGGGUCUCCAGGCCUGCCAGGAAAUCCAGGCCUGGCUGGACAGAAAGGGGAGACUAUCAUUGGACCCCAAGGACCCCCAGGAAUUCCUGGCCUGCCUGGGCCACCUGGUUUUGGAAGACCUGGUGCCCCUGGGCCACCAGGACCCCCUGGGCCUCCAGGACCUCCCGCUAUUCUGGGUGCAGCUGUGGCUCUUCCAGGCCCACCUGGCCCUCCAGGACAGCCAGGGCUUCCCGGAUCCAGAAAUUUGGUCACGGCAUUCAGCAGUAUGGAUGACAUGCUGCAGAAAGCACAUUUGGUCAUAGAAGGAACAUUCAUCUACCUGAGGGACAGCACAGAGUUCUUCAUUCGCGUCCGAGAUGGCUGGAGAAAAUUACAGCUGGGAGAACUCAUCCCCAUCCCUGCCGACAGUCCUCCACCCCCUGCGCUUUCCAGCAAUUCAUAUCAGCUCCAGCCUCCACUGAACCCUAUUUUAAGUGCCAAUUACGAGAAUCCUGUGCUGCACUUGGUUGCUCUAAACAUGCCAUUUUCUGGGGACAUUAGAGCUGAUUUUCAGUGCUUCCAACAGGCCAGGGCUGCAGGACUAUUGUCCACUUUCCGAGCAUUCUUAUCUUCCCAUUUGCAAGAUCUCUCCACAGUUGUGAGGAAGGCAGAGAGAUACAGCCUUCCAAUAGUAAACCUCAAGGGCCAAGUACUUUUUAAUAAUUGGGACUCGAUUUUUUCUGGUGAUGGAGGUCAGUUCAAUACACAUGUUCCAAUAUACUCCUUUGAUGGCCGAGAUGUGUUGACAGAUCCUUCUUGGCCCCAGAAGGUCGUUUGGCAUGGCUCCACCACCCAUGGUGUCCGUCUUGUGGAUAAGUACUGUGAAGCGUGGCGAACGGCAGACAUGGCAGUCACAGGAUUUGCCUCGCCACUGAACACGGGGAAGAUUCUGGACCAGAAAGCAUAUAACUGUGCUAAUAGGCUAAUUGUUCUGUGUAUUGAAAACAGUUUCAUGACAGAUGCUAGGAAGUAAUGACCUUCCAAUGAUUCCUAAACAGUUUUCCAGUUUUUCUUAUGUGAAGAGUUGACACUGAAAUCUGAAAUGUUUAAGUGUUGUAAAUAUUACAGUUUUUUAUUACACAUUCAUCACAAGAGCAACCAAAGAAAACAUACCUCAGUACACUCAAAAUUGAAAACAUAAAGGACUCCGUGCAAAGGCAAAAUCUGAUUCACAUAUUGGUGCUAGAUUCUGCAGGAAACCCCAUGCAGUGUGAACAUCCCAACACAGGUUAAGGCCAAGGUGAAAACAGAGACCAUGGCAUUUGCCCACUGCAACCUUCAGAAAUUACUUUCUUCCUCUUAACCAUGGUUGUUGAGUGUAAGAUGUCCUUCAUGUUUUCUUACAAAGUCAGUGUUUAGAAAUGUUACCCCUUUCUAAGUUAUGUGCAAACUGAAUACUUUAUUAUUUCACAUCUACCCAUUAUUUGCAACUGUUUUUCAUACAGAGAAACAACUGCUCAAAUGAUCCUGUUUGUAUUUUCUUACUGUAUCAGACUAAUAUGUCUUUUCCUUAAAUAUUAUUGCUGUAGGAGUUUUAUAUUUUUACCCAAUUGUAUUUUAGUAUGGCAUCUGUUUAUGUAACUCUGACUUGCUGGAAAAGUUGAAACUCUAAAUUAUCUGAAAUUAGAAGAGAAAUAGCACAUAAUUACUACCUGUCCCUUGACAGCCCUCCUCUCCACCCCCCCAUCCACGAUUCUAUGGCUUCCAUUUGGCAGUUCUUGAAUUACAAGUGCAGCGGAAACAGACAGGUUCAUAGGGAUGAAUUUUUUGAAAAGCACGUAUCUUCAUGCUGUAUUGUUUUCCAAGUAAGUGAACAUAAAAACAGCUUUUCCAGGCGCUUUCUUCUGUUUGACUUUUUCACCCUAGUUCCUUUAUUCUCUGCCAUUGAUGUGGAAGCAACCUGGGGUGGGUUUGCUAAUCCUCUCUUGGCCACUUGGACAAACCCUCAGGCAGUAAUCAAAGAAAUGAAGAUCUUCCCAUCAUGAUCAUCUGCCCCCCCUCGGCGUGAGGUGGGUGGUGUGGGAAGGCGCAAGAGUCACAGAGUAGAGACACGAUCUGUUGUGAUUUUACCACUGUCUCGAUACCUGACUGGGCACAUCUGCCUCUGUCACUCAAGGAGGUGUCAGUCAAGUACAAUGUCACCUUCAGUUGUUCAGCAUCAUAGUUAUCAGAGGUCUCGUUUACUUUUUGUUUGUUUGUUUCAGACAGGGUCUCAUUAUGUGUUUCACACUGGCCUUAAACUCAUGAUCCUCCUGCCUCAUCAUACAGGUGUGCACCACCAUGCCUCACUUUUCAUAAUAAACCUGCAAAGUUGA